Physella acuta is the source of this 1925-nucleotide messenger RNA. RefSeq names its product baculoviral IAP repeat-containing protein 3-like. Gene Ontology annotation, biological process: negative regulation of apoptotic process; positive regulation of protein ubiquitination; regulation of cell cycle. The record is from RefSeq and is a predicted model, not a curated record. Gene Ontology annotation, molecular function: ubiquitin protein ligase activity; cysteine-type endopeptidase inhibitor activity involved in apoptotic process. Lineage: Eukaryota; Metazoa; Mollusca; Gastropoda; Physidae. Gene Ontology annotation, cellular component: nucleus; cytoplasm.
CCGUCAUUACUAACUAUAGAAAAUUGUACUCAGUCACAACACAUUAGGUCGAUGAAAAUAGGUUUUGCUUUACGAUUGAUCAUUCUAAACUGGUUGCAACUGAUAAACUGACAACGGAGAUGUUACUCAUAUCUUAAUGAAGCGGAAUACGAACAUAACAUUUUCUAUUUUUCACCCAACAUGCUUGGCUCAUAUGCCAGAAUUUCAAUUCAUUACUCAUCGAGAGCAUUCACCCUUUACUUGAUGAUGAUUUCAGGCGUUGAAAUCAUUAACAAUAAAAUUGAAGACAGUGAUUUGAAAUUUGAUGAAACUAUCUUCAAAGAUUUAACUUAGAUAUUUUCCAGACUUAAUACUGAGUAUGUAAACAAGGGUUUUGUUUACACCAUCUAAUAAACAAUUUUAUGUUUAUGUUUGAAGUUUUACGUAUAUACAUGUUUAUGAACAGUCUGUAUUUCUUUCUGUAUUUGCUUAUCACCCAAAGUAACCAAAAAAAUUCGCAGAUUUUUCUGUAUCUUCUAUUUGUUAAACGCUUUUUAAAAUGUCGUUUGACAUUAAAUGUAAAGAAGGUUUCUUUGAGGAAAACGUACACAUCCAAACGUUCUAAAUUUUUAUAUGAAUGGAUUUCAAAACAUUUCAAAUGUCCAUCUAAAAUCUUGGCAUAUCCUUUAACCUUUGAAACGGAGAUCUCAAGGCUAGCAACAUUUAGACCAAUCAUCUCCUCUAGGGAGACAGGCGUAUACUUAACAGAACUGGCCGAGGCUGGGUUCUACUACUCGUCCCAGACCUCGUCUGUCAUCUGUCAAGGCUGCAGCAAAUCUCACGCUUUAACGGCGUUCACGUCCAGCCCAGAGGGUAGAGAGUAUCACGGGAGUGGAUGUCGCUUCACUCAGCCAGGCUCAGGUGUGGUCUCACAAGAAGAUCAGACGUCACCUGGGGCCUCCCAGCCAGCGGCAGAGGGUAGAGAGUAUCACGGGAGUGGGUGUCGCUUCACUCAGCCAGGCUCAGGUGUGGUCUCACAAGAAGAUCAGACGUCACCUGGGACCUCCCAGCCAGCGGCAGAGGGUAGAGAGUAUCACGGGAGUGGAUGUCGCUUCACUCAGCCAGGCUCAGGUGUGGUCUCACAAGAAGAUCAGACGUCACCUGGGACAUCCCAGCCAGCUGCAGCCAAUCAACAUCACCACAACACUGGGGCUGGGGGAAGUGGUCGAAGGUAUGCUGGUCACCCAUCCAACCCUGCUUACAUCACAACACAAAAGAGAUUGGACAGCUUUGGCCAAUGGCCAGCUGGUCACACCCACCGCCCACCAGAUCUCGCAAAGUCUGGGUUUUAUUACGCAGGUUAUGCUGACUGUGUCCGCUGUUUUCAAUGUGGACUGGGAUUAAAGUCGUGGAAAGCAGGAGACGAUGUUGUGGAGCAGCACCGAAAAUUCAGACCAAACUGUCCGUUUCUGAUGUUACAGCUUCAAUAUUCGGACAACCACGUACUACUUGGUCACGGCUCUGGGAGCCAGAGAUCCCUUGAUUCACGUGACAGUCAGGCGACAAACGUUGAACCUCAGUUGUCAUCAGAUACACCUGGUCUGCAGGUAGACCAAACAAAUAGUUCUCAAACUUCCCAAAACGCUAACAGUGUCACACAAGCCGUGAGUGGUGAAGGCGUUGGUCGUCAGACUAAUGAAGCGUCUGGUGGCGAGCGCCAUAGUGCAACUGUUAACCAGAAAAAGCUUUCGUUACUUCUCAAGGAAAACCAGACUCUGAAACAACAAAUGUUGUGUAAAGUGUGCAGGACGGCCCCCAUCAAGGACCUGUUCCUGCCGUGUGGUGAUCUUUACGCUUGUGGCGACUGUUCCAAGUCUCUGACACAUUGUCCGGCCUGUAACAAACAGAUUCUGGCCACUGUCAAGACGUUUUUCACUUAAUAAAUA